GCCUGAUGACGCUGCGGUCACGCGGCCCGGUCACGUGGCGCCCAACAUGGCCGCCCCCACGGGGGCGCUGUGGCGGCGGUUGCUGCGCAGCGCUGCGGUGCGGCGUCUGUGCGGAACCGCGGCGGCGGAGGAGCCCGAGAGAGCCGUGUGGGGUGAACGUGGUGUUCGUGGACAGCGCGGGGCGGAGGGUGGAGGCGCGGGGCCGCGUGGGGGACAACGUCCUGCAGCUCGCCCGGGAGUGCGGCGUUCCCAUUGAGGGGGCGUGCGAGGCGUCCCUGGCGUGCUCCACGUGCCACGUCUACGUCAGCGCCCCACACCUGGAGCAUCUGCCCCCCCCCUGCGAGAGGGAGGAGGACCUCCUGGACACGGCGCCGCAGCUGCGCGUGGAGUCGCGGCUGUGCUGUCAGCUGACGCUCCUCCCACCGCUGGAGGGCGCUGUCUUCACUCUGCCGCGCGUCACCCGCAACUUCUACGUGGACGGCCACGUCCCCAAAGGGCACUGACGCUUAAUUGGGGGGGGGGGGGAGGAAGGGGGAGGGGGCACGGAGACCCCCCCAGUAUAAUGGGAUGGGCACCCCCUAAAAUAAAAAGGGAUGGGAUGGGGACCCCCCCCCCCCCGCUGAAAUAAAGGAUGUGGGAAGCGAUGGAGAUGUGGACCCCCCCCCAAAUAGAAUGGGAUGAGAUGUGGAACCCCCCCCCAAAUAGAAUGGGAUGGGAUGGGAACCCCCCCCCCCCGCUAAAAUAAUGUACAUAGGAAGUGAUGGAGAUGGGGACCUCCCAUGGGGAUGGGGACCCCCACCCCAAAAUAAAAUGGGAUGGGGACCCCCCCACACACUAAAAUAAUGUAUGUGGGAAGCGAUGGAGAUGUGGACCCCCCCCCAAAUAGAAUGGGAUGGGAUGUGGACCCCCCCCCCUCCCCAAAUAGGAUGGGAUGGGAUGGGGACCCCCACCCCAAAAUAAAAUGGGAUGGGAUGGGGACCCCCCCACUAAAAUAAUGUAUGUGGGAAGCAAUGGAGAUGUGGACCCCCCCCCCCCCAAAUAGAAUGGGAUGGGGACCCCCCCCCGCUGAAAUAAAGUAUGGGGAGGCGAUGGAGAUGCGGACCCCCCCAAAUAGAAUGGGAUGAGAUGGGGACCCCCACCCCAAAAUAAAAUGGGAUGGGGACCCCCCCCAAAGAAAAAGAGAAUAUUCAGAGCGAUGGAGAUGAGGACCCCCCGAAUAUAAUGGGAUGGAUGGGAUGGGACGGAGACCCCCCCCAAAAAAAAGAUGAUGGGAUCGGAUAUGGACCCCCCCAAUAUAUAACGGGAUGGGGACCCCCCCCAAAUAAAGUCCUAUGGGGACCCCCCCGGC
This is a messenger RNA of Gallus gallus (chicken), 1348 nucleotides long. Its product is annotated as adrenodoxin-like protein, mitochondrial. The transcript is spliced from 4 exons. Gene Ontology annotation, molecular function: 2 iron, 2 sulfur cluster binding. Gene Ontology annotation, cellular component: mitochondrion. Bases 6 to 503 code for a protein of 165 amino acids. Lineage: Eukaryota; Metazoa; Chordata; Aves; Galliformes; Phasianidae. The record is from RefSeq and is a predicted model, not a curated record. Gene Ontology annotation, biological process: positive regulation of oxidoreductase activity; P450-containing electron transport chain.